AUGUUUAACACACUAGAUGUGAUGGACUUGUUGAACCGUCGCCGCAGUAACUUCAAUAGUGUCCAUAUCGCUCCUGCUUCCAAAAUUGUUUCAUAUGCAAAUUACGGUAAACAGUCUCAGAAUUCAAUGUCUGGCCAACAACCACACCACCAACAACAGGUUUGGCCGUCGUCUUUGCCAACAGGUUGGAGACGUGAAGAAUGUAUGCGACCUAAUGGAUUAGGCACUGGGAAAUCAGAUGUUUAUUAUAUUAGUCCUCAAAAUCAAAUUGUACGAAAUAAACAAGAAAUGCAAACAAUUUUAGGUGAUAAAUAUGAUAUUGGUCUGUUUGAUUGGAGAAUGGGUAAAUUUGCGAUGAGUAACAACAACAGUAAUAAUAAUGCCAAUAAGUCGAAAAGACUGGAAGAACCGACUGCAGACACGUCAUCAGCAUCGUCACCAACAGCUAAAGUUCCGCGUGUAGAUAAUCAGUGUAGUUUACCAAUGAGAAGGUGUCCAUUCCCAAUAACAAAUGACAUUAAACCGGUUAUUGUACGUUCUCAUCCUGAGUGUAAACGAACAGAUGUAAAGAAUACCAAUCAAGAAACUCCUCAUCAGUUAUUUUGGGAAAAACGGUUAGCUGAUCAUGUGGCUAUUGAUCCGGAUACUGGCGAAUCUUUCAAACCCAUUUCUUUGCCUAAAGGAAUACAGAGUGCUGGAGUACCAGGUUAUCAACCUGCUCAGUUAGUCCAUAGUUUAAUUCAUGCGUUGUCAUCAUCAUCCUCUAAGAUUUCUCCGAUUAUUGGUCAAGAGCAACAACCUUCAGCUAUUGAGAAAAAUCCUUGUGUUGUUAUUAAUCAUUUACAACCAAUGAUUAAAACAUUUAUUGUAACCGAUGACGACAUACGUCGACAAGAAGCUCGUGUCAAAGAACUGCGAAAAAAACUAGAAAUUGCAAGAAAAAAAUUACAUCCGCGAUAUGAAACUGAACGAGAAGGAUGA
Schistosoma rodhaini is the source of this 981-nucleotide messenger RNA. The record is from the annotation of a GenBank genome assembly. NCBI's taxonomy places the organism in Eukaryota, Metazoa, Platyhelminthes, Trematoda, Strigeidida, Schistosomatidae.